This is a messenger RNA of Closterium sp. Naga37s-1, 1877 nucleotides long. NCBI's taxonomy places the organism in Eukaryota, Viridiplantae, Streptophyta, Zygnematophyceae, Desmidiales, Closteriaceae. The record is from the annotation of a GenBank genome assembly.
UGCAAGCAUUAUGGGAUAUGCAGACGUCAUGGGGGGUGACAUUUGACCAAUGGGACACCAACGGGGACUGCAGCAUCGCCUACAGCAUAUCAUGCAACGCUGACGGCAUGGUGACGUGGUUAAAUAUCUCGGGGCUGAAUCUGGGAGGGCCUCUCCCCGCCACCAUCGGUGAUCUAGCGGCUCUCUCACACCUGACAUUGGAUAGGGACGGCAUUACAGGCUCCAUCCCAUCCACCAUUGGCCAGCUCACUGCCCUCACCUGGUUCUCCAUGGCUCGCAACAGCCUCACGGGCAGCUUCCCCAAAACCUUCACCAACCUGGUCAAUCUGAGAGACGUCUCCCUCUAUGCCAACCAACUCAGCGGCCCUCUUCCCGACUUCAGUCUCUUCCGCAACCUGCUCCAAUGGGGGUCAUCGGGAAACAACCUAACAGGGUCGAUUUCAUCACAUAUUGGCGACUGCUCAGAAUUGAUUGCCCUGUACCUGCAGGAGAACCAUCUGUCAGGCAGUAUCCCAGAGUCCAUCACAAACCUAAUGGGCCUCACACACGUUGACCUUUCGUACAACAGUCUGUCUGGCAGCAUCCCUUCCAACAUUGGCAGCCUCAGCUGGGUCACCUUCCUCUCAUUGCACAAGAAUCGCAUCGGCGGCACCAUUCCCGAUUCAAUCACCACUAUGCUCGCCUUGUCGCACCUCGACCUAUCCUACAACCAGCUCUCUGGCACUCUGCCAGCCAACAUCGGUAACCUUCAGAAGCUCGUCGACCUCUAUGUUGGCAACACAGACAUGCAAGGGAGCUUGCCCGAGACCCUUGCAACAAUGACCAAGCUCGAAACCUUGUCAUACGACAGCCUGCUCAUGUCGUGCCCCACAGGGGCAUGCACCGUUGAUGCCGUCAACACCACCCUCUUCUGCUCCGACUGCUCCACCUUCUGCUCCUCCUGUAGCGUAGCUGGUGGUGAUAACAGCGUGCAUUUAUGCUUUUCCUCUCUGUGCGUCCAUCGUACGUGCAAUGCAAGCAUGUGUGGUGGGGGUGGUGGGGGUGGUGGUGGUGGGGGUGGUGGUGGGGGUGGUGGUGGUGGUGGGGGUGGUGAUGGUGGUGGGGGUGGGGGUGGUGGUGGAGGUGGGGGUGUUGGUGGUGGUGGUGGUGGGGGUGGUGGUGGUGGUGGUGGUGGUGGUGGUGGUGGUGGUGGUGGUGGUGGUGGUGGUGGUGGUGGUGGUGGUGGUGGUGGUGGUGGUGGUGGUGGUGGUGGUGGUGGUGGUGGUGGUGGUGGUGGUGGUGGUGGUGGUGGUGGUGGUGGUGGUGGUGGUGGUGGUGGUGGUGGUGGUGGUGGUGGUGGUGGUGGUGGUGGUGGUGGUGGUGGUGGUGGUGGUGGUGGUUGGGGUGCCCUCCCUUCCACUUCUCCCCACCUCACCCCCCACCUUCUUUUCCCUACACUUCUCCCCCCACCUCCGCCUCCCUACACAUCUACCCCCAUCGCUGCUUCCCCCGACCUCUCCCCCCACCUCUGCCCCCCACCUCUGCCCCCCCGCACCAGCCCCAGGCUCCUCUCCAGCCCCAACCAGCCCUUCGCCCGCCCCACCUUCCUCCCCCUCGCUAAGUGCCCUUUCCCCUCCGCCCUGUCUGGAGAGCGGGAUUGUUUAGACGUUUCAAAUCCCCCCGUCCUCUUCCCCACCUCUCCCCCCACCUCUCCCCUCACCUCUCCCCCCACCUCUCCCCCCACCUCUCCCCCCACCUCUCCCCCCACCUCUCCCCCCACCUCUCCCCCCACCUCUCCCCCCACCUCUCCCCCCACCUCUCCCCCCACCUCUCCCCCCACCUCUCCCCCCACCUCUGCUUCCCCCCACGAGCCCCCCCAGGCUCCUAUUCAGCCAUAA